Molecule: messenger RNA, 1716 nt
Organism: Helianthus annuus (common sunflower)
Lineage: Eukaryota; Viridiplantae; Streptophyta; Magnoliopsida; Asterales; Asteraceae
Product: eupatolide synthase-like
Exons: 2
Coding region: 149-1621 (490 amino acids)
Molecular function (GO): monooxygenase activity; iron ion binding; heme binding
Source: RefSeq, a predicted model, not a curated record
GGGUACGGUCGGGUUUUUUGCCUAAAAUAUACACUAAAUCUUUUUUCAAGGGGUGCGGUCGCCCACCCACGACUGUGGGUAGGUCGGCCACUGCAUGCAAUCCUAUAAAUGCUAGUGGCGAGAUGCCACAUUGAACUCAUAAGAAAAAAUGGAUAUCUUAUCUUACUUUCAUCCUUGGCUUCUCCCAACUGUUUUCCUUCUUUUCUUUUCAAGUUUCAUUAUACGAAAGAAGUCAUCCUUAGCAGCCUCUAUCCCUAACCUUCCCCCCAGCCCUCCAUGGUUUCCGAUAAUCGGUAACUUGCAUCAAGUGAUUGGCAAAAGCAUCCAUCAAAACCUUUGGAAAGUGUCCCAAAAAUACGGCCCCAUAAUGCUUCUGCAUUUGGGUUCCCAACCAUUUGUUAUAAUCUCCUCUUCUGAAUUAGCCGCCGAAGCGUUGAAAACUCAUGAUAACAUACUUUGUAACCGUCCAUACUCAAAGAGUUUAAAGCGACUAACUUUCAACUACAUGGACGUUGCCUUCUCCCCAUAUGGCGAUCAUUCGAAGAAAAUGCGCAAGGUUUUAGUAACCGAGUUUUUAAGUGCAAAGAGGAGUAAAUUGUUCAAACGUGUGCUCGAUACAGAGUUGAAGAACUUGCUUGAUACUCUAGCGUUUGAUACGGUGAUUAACCUUGAUAACAUGAUCUUGAAUCUUGUAACCGACAUUGUGUGCAAGAUUGCAGUGAGUAAGAGCUAUAGAGAAGUGAAGUUUAGGGGCACAACAAUGAAAGAGAUGCUUGAUGAAAUGUUAAUCUUGUUUCCUGGUUCCUUUUCCGAGAUUUUCCCCAAAUAUGGGUGGAUUUUGGAGGAUUUAAGCGGAUGGAGUCGUCGGCUAGACAAACAUAUGACUAAUUUCGAUGGCUUCCUCGAAAUGAUUCUAGAUGAACAUAUUGAUCAUACAAGUGAGGAUGAAAAAGAUCUUAUUGAUGCAUGUAGAUCAUCCUUGACCAGGGAUGAAAUGAAAAGCCUUUUGUCGAAUGUAUUCAAUGGAGCAAUUGAUACCACUAGUUUUACAACGGUGUGGGCAAUGUCUGAGAUUGUCAAAAAUCCUAGAGUUAUGCAUAGGUUACAAGAUGAAAUUCGAAGCCACUCCGGAUCAAAAUCUCGACUAGAUGAAUCGGAUAUUGCAAAGAUGACAUAUCUGAAAUAUGUGAUCAAGGAGACGCUAAGAAUUCACGCGCCUCCACCAAUGUUGCUUACGCGGGAAUGUGUAAGCCCUAUCAAGAUCGGUGGAUACGACAUAGUCCCAGGGACAAGAGUGUUGAUCAAUUCAUGGGGGAUUGGAAGGGAUCCGAGAGUUUGGUCCGAGAAUGCAAAUGAGUUUUAUCCGGAGCGAUUUGAAAAUCAAGUGGUGGAGAAGUUUGAGAUGAUCCCAUUUGGAGGGGGUCGAAGAUCUUGCCCAGGGUAUAACUUUUCGACUUCAGCUAUAGAAGUUUUGAUAGCAAACCUUCUUUACAAUAUUAAUUGGAAACUUCCAACUGGAAUGACAAACCAUGAUUUGGACAUGGAAGAGAAAGGCUCGUUGCUUGUUGCUAAGAAAACACCUCUUUGUCUUGUACCCAUCAAGAACAAUUGGCAAGCCUAGUACUCUAUGCAAUAACGCAUUCCCGUUUUCACACACAUAUCAGUUGUAUUAUUAUCUUCGGUAGUUUUUCUAAUAAAGUUACAGUUCCCAGUUCA